GCGCGAGUAGCGUGUGUACGUGUUACGUCUGAAGUCCGUUCUUCGGCCCCGAUUUGCGCGCCACCGCGGGGCGUCGGUCUCGUUCACAGCCGAUUCUUCAGAAGUUCAGAUGGAAGCUGUGUCUGAUCAGCCACCCUCCUCUGGCCCAGAAGAGGGGCCCCUGGUCGCCGUGAGUUUCCAGAAGAAUCGGGAGCAGGUUCGGAAGUACCUGGAGGCCGAACCCAAAGCCUUAGGGAUCAGCGAGAUCUUACUCAGCAUGUUCAUAGUCAACACCAGCAUCAUCACCCUCACCAGCAAUGUUAACCAGCAUAACAUGGACAUCGUACAGAUCAUCUCAUCUCUCUUUCUCAUAGUUGCAGGAGCAGUGGCCAUAGCUGCCAAGAACCUUCAUCUGCCCACAGUGAAGGCCUGCUUGGGCCUUCAGGUGCUCGCCUGCAUGGCAUGCGUGGUCAACUUCAUCGUCAGCUGUGCCAAGUUUUCAGACCCCCCCAUCAGCUACUUUUGCUGGAUAGCCAGAUAUUCAGGGAACACAAACCAGAAUGCAUUCUGCACCAUGCUCAUCAGCACCUUCGAGCAUUACAAUGCAGUUGCGUUCGUGGUCCACAUGGCUCUCAUGGCCAUCAGUGCCACCCUGGCUGCGUACUGCUGCAAGGUCAUCGACUGCUGCUGCCCCAAGUCCAAGAUGCCGGUGAUCACCGUUAAUGUCCCCCCAGCUGAGGAGUGAGAGGAUGAGGGACACUCAAGGGGGGCAGGAAGCGAAGCUGACGAUGAUGGUGGAGAAGAAGAAGCUCAAAGUGUCGUGUCAUCGCUGUAGUAACUCACCCAGUAACACACUAAGCGGAGCUGCAGUGGAGGAGCGUAUCCUUGAAGGACAAUCCUAGCGACCCUGUAAACACUAAAAAGGUACCCCUGUUGUUGCUGUCAUUGAUUCUCGGUGACAACAUUAACAAAGCUUAACCACAAUACCAAUAUUGAAACCACAUGAGUGUAAAACUACUCUUAUUAACCACACUCUUAUUGUGAUAUGCAAUUAACUUGUCUUUAUAGUUACACUAUGUAGCUCAGCAUGAUUUUUUUUUUUUACAUUAUGAAAACAUGCAUAAACUUUUGCAUUUAUAUUACAGCCUAACUAUAUUCAGUUACAUAAUUCAGAGACGUUCAUAGU
Scleropages formosus (Asian bonytongue) is the source of this 1165-nucleotide messenger RNA. RefSeq lists its product as uncharacterized. The record is from RefSeq and is a predicted model, not a curated record. The coding region runs from base 110 to 724 and encodes 204 amino acids. NCBI's taxonomy places the organism in Eukaryota, Metazoa, Chordata, Actinopteri, Osteoglossiformes, Osteoglossidae. The transcript is spliced from 7 exons.